Messenger RNA from Meyerozyma guilliermondii ATCC 6260, 924 nucleotides. RefSeq names its product phosphotransferase family protein. Bases 1 to 924 code for a protein of 307 amino acids. NCBI's taxonomy places the organism in Eukaryota, Fungi, Ascomycota, Pichiomycetes, Serinales, Debaryomycetaceae. The transcript has a single exon. The record is from RefSeq and is a predicted model, not a curated record.
AUGGUUGUUGAUGUUACAGAAAUAAGAAGUCCUUUUGAUUUCAAGGGUUUGGAAUCCUUGCUCAAAAACCUUGAUGGGAAUUUCAAUGGUAUUAGCUUGGGAGCUAAUGGAAUGCCCAAUUUCCAACAACCGUUUGACUACAAGCAAUUCAAAUUCGGCCAGUCGAAUCCAACGUAUAUGAUCACUGAUGCUAGUGGCAAGCAGUUUGUAUUAAGAAGGAAACCGCUGCCCAAUAACAAAUUGGUUUCGAAAUCAGCCCAUGCAAUUGAACGGGAAUUUUUCAUGUUGUUCGGGAUCAAUGUGUGCAACAAAGAUGCCGCUCCCCAUCGAGUGGUUCCAGUUCCAGAGGUAUAUUUGUUGUGUGAGGAUGAAUCGCACAUUGGGUUCGUGUUCUAUUUGAUGGAGUAUAUCGAUGGAAGACAAAUCAAGAACCCAAGUAUGCCGGGCAUGAACCAGCAAGAUAGCCUGGCCCAUUGGCAAGCCAUUAUGCAAACAAUUACCGCAAUUCACUCAAUUGAUGCCAAUAAGCUUGUGAGGUGUCUUCCAGCCAAACAUUUUCCCCAAUUUCAACCUGAAAAGUUGGCGAAACCGCUGACUUCUUCUUACUUUCAGAGACAAAUCAGAACACUUUCUGCCGUGGCUGCUGGUCAAUCCAAGGUGGUGAAACCCAUUCCUCAUUUCGAGAAACUUUGUCAGUGGCUCUUGGAGAAUGCUCCAAAGGAUCCUCUGAAACUCACGUUGAUUCAUGGCGAUUUCAAAAUUGAUAAUGUCUUGUUCUACCCGAAUGAACCCAAGAUUGCUGCUGUUUUGGACUGGGAAUUGUGCACAUUUGGUCAUCCAUCGUUUGAUUUGGCCAACUUCUUGCAACCUUUCCAGCUUCCCAACCAGCUUAACCAGCUUCUUUACAAACCUGAUAAAAACUGA